Messenger RNA from Coregonus sp. 'balchen', 1288 nucleotides. NCBI's taxonomy places the organism in Eukaryota, Metazoa, Chordata, Actinopteri, Salmoniformes, Salmonidae. The record is from the annotation of a GenBank genome assembly.
CCUUCAUGACUGUUCUAGUGUCUCCCAAAAUGCUAGAUGGAGAGAAAGUGGACCAUGAUGUAAGUUUGUCUUUCCCUACCCAUAUGGAAUACAGCUGUUCUUCGUGGACAGUCUCAGAUAUUUCUUCAAUGCCUAAUGGUAAUUCUAGCAUGGGGUUGUAAGGGUUAUCUGAUCCGAGAUCUGUGGUUAAGUGCAACUUCUGACCUCUCACACUUGACCCUGUCCUGCCUGUAGGAUCUCCACCGCAAGCAUAUGGAGAAGGACCUGACUGAGCUGCAGACGCUUAUUGAGGCCCAUUUUGAGAGCCACCAAAAAGAGGAAGAGGAGCUCAUCGACCUCACUGAUGGUAUUGUGAGAUACUGUCACAUUCUGUGUAGGCUACAGAUAGCCUGCUGGUUGCUCUGUCAUUGCUUCACGUACAGUUCCAGUCAAAUACUUGUAAUAAGGUUAUGGUCUGUGAUAUAAUAGGAAUUAAAUAUCUAUGGGAUGGGGAUCACUGGCUUCUAAUCUGUUACUAUCCUCUCUGUGCCUAGAUCUCAGGAUAAGUGCAGGUCUGAGAGAGCAGAGCAGGUGAGGAUCCGAACAGAGAAAGAAAAGGAGCGUCAAAACAGAACAAACGUGAGUAUCCCCAUAGCGACACAAGGAAGGGAAGUGAACAGCAUGGAACGCUGUAUAUUAGUAGAAAGUAGGACAACUGUAGUAAUGUUGUAGUAAUAUUGUGGUAAUGUUGUAGUAAUGUUUUAGUGAUGUUUUGGUAAUGCUGUAGCAAUAUUGUGGUAAUGAUGUAGUCAUGUUGUAGUAAUGCUGUAGUAAUGCUGUAGUAAUGGUGUGGUAAUGUGGUAGUAAUGUGGGGUUAUGUGGUGGUAAUGUUGUAGUAAUGUUGUAGUAAUGCUGUAGUAAUGUUGUGGUCAUGUGGUAGUAAUGUGGGGCUGUGUGGUGGUAAUGUUGUGGUAAUGUUGUAGUAAUGUUGUAGUAAUGUUGUGGUCAUUUAGUAGUAAUGUGGGGUUGUGUGGUGGUAAUGUUGUGGUAAUGUUGUAGAAUGUUGUAGUAAUGCUGUGGUCAUGUGGUAGUAAUGUUGGGUUGUGUGGUGGUAAUUUUGUGGUAAUGUUGUAGUAAUGUUGUACGUUUCUCUCAUCUCCAGGACGAAAGGGCACGGAAGGAGGAAGAGGAAUUUAAGAAGAAACCCGAGGAUGACGCCAAUAAAAAGAAGGUCCUCACCAACUUGCAGUCCAGCGGGUAUAAGGUGACCGAAAUCAUCCUAAAACACCACUACAGCAGUUAUCAGAGC